Messenger RNA from Penicillium maclennaniae, 1389 nucleotides. Its product is annotated as Kynureninase 2. Gene Ontology annotation, molecular function: pyridoxal phosphate binding; kynureninase activity. The transcript has 4 exons. Bases 1 to 1389 code for a protein of 462 amino acids. The record is from RefSeq and is a predicted model, not a curated record. Gene Ontology annotation, cellular component: cytoplasm. Lineage: Eukaryota; Fungi; Ascomycota; Eurotiomycetes; Eurotiales; Aspergillaceae. Gene Ontology annotation, biological process: NAD+ biosynthetic process.
AUGACUGUACAGACCACCAAACCUGUCUUCCCCACCGAAGCGGCGUCGAAGGAAUACGCUGCUUCCCUCGAUGCCGCCGAGCCUUUGACCAAGAUGCGGGAGGAAUUCAUCAUUCCCUCCAAAGCCAACCUCGCCAGCAAGAAGCUGGCCAAGCCUGGUCUCUCGUCAGAGGACAGUAUCUAUUUCUGUGGAAACUCACUCGGUCUUCAGCCCAAAGCUGCGCAUAAAUAUAUGGAGGCGCAGCUGGACACAUGGGCGUCCAUCGGUGUCUGCGGGCACUUUACUGAUCUUGAGGAUUCCCCGCUUUCGCAGUGGCAGUUGCUGUCUGACCAGGCCGCAGCGUCCAUGUGCAAGAUUGUGGGCGCCGAGCCGUCCGAAGUUGCUGCGAUGGGUACUUUGACUACGAACUUGCAUUUCUUGCUGGCUAGCUUCUACAAGCCAACUGACACUAAGCGCAAGAUCCUAAUGGACUGGAAGGCGUUCCCCAGUGAUCACUAUGCUAUUGAAUCCCACAUUGCGUGGCAUGGUCUUGACGCGAAGGAGAACAUGGUCCUGAUCGGCCCCGAGGAGGGCGAGUAUGUCAUCUCCACUGAGAAGAUCCUAUCAUACAUUGACCAGCACGCCCACGAUGCCGCACUUAUUCUUAUGCCUGGUAUUCAGUACUACACCGGUCAGCUGUUCGAUAUCCCAUGUAUUACCAAGCACGCACAGGAACGCGGGCUCACUGUUGGCUGGGAUCUGGCGCACGCUUACGGAAACGUGGAGAUUAAGCUACACGAGUGGAACGUUGACUUCGCUGCUUGGUGCACAUAUAAGUACGGCAAUGCUGGCCCCGGCGCUAUGGCUGGUCUUUUCGUGCACGACCUUCAUGGCCAGGUUGAUUACAGUGAGGGUGAGGAUGAACCUAAGUUCCGACACCGCUUGACCGGGUGGUAUGGCGGCGAUCGAUCUGUACGAUUUAAGAUGGAUAACAAAUUCAAGCCCAUCCCCGGCGCUGGAGGCUUUGUGAUUUCCAACCCUUCUGUCAUUGACCUGACGACUCUUUGCGCGUCAUUGUCCGUCUUCGAUAAAACAUGCAUGGCAGACCUACGCCAGAAGUCUAUUAAGAUGACCGCAUACCUGGAAUACCUGCUCCUGAAGGAUACCACCGACGAGACCCGCCAAUUCCAGAUUAUCACCCCCUCAGACCACACGGCUCGUGGAGCUCAACUUAGUCUUCUGUUGAAGCCCGGUCUUCUUCACAAGGUGGCCGAGCGUUUGCAAAAUGCAGGUAUCAUCUGCGAUAAGCGCGAGCCGGAUGUCGUGCGCGUCGCUGCUGUGCCUCUUUACAAUACGUUCUCUGAGAUCUUCGAGUUUGUCAAGGUUUUCAAGUCGGCUCUGGCAGCUUGA